Leptopilina heterotoma is the source of this 4100-nucleotide messenger RNA. Its product is annotated as inactive dipeptidyl peptidase 10. Lineage: Eukaryota; Metazoa; Arthropoda; Insecta; Hymenoptera; Figitidae. The transcript is spliced from 13 exons. Gene Ontology annotation, molecular function: dipeptidyl-peptidase activity; serine-type peptidase activity. Gene Ontology annotation, biological process: proteolysis. The record is from RefSeq and is a predicted model, not a curated record. Bases 1044 to 3605 code for a protein of 853 amino acids.
GAAAAGAGAGGGAGAGAGAAAGAGAGCAAGACGUGAAACGAAUAGUGGGGGUUGGGAAAGUUGGUUGGGAACGAGAGAAAGAGCGAGAGAGAGAAACGAAAGGAGACAGAAUGAGAGGGUUGGAGAUGUAGAGAUGGAAAAUGGGAGGCCAAGGGGGGUAGCACCAGGAGGCCGAGGCUGCGGCGUAGCCUCAGUGCCGGCGCAGUGGCCGGGCCAUCGUGUCCUGCGCUCAGAUCUCGCGGAAAAUCUCAAAAGAUUUUCUCUCAUCUCCCAACACACACACACACACACUCACAUCCACAUUAAAAUUAUUUUCCACUCUUUCCAAAAAAAAAAAAUAAAAAAAAAAAUUUCCCAAAAUCACAAAUUAAAAAAUCCCUUUUUCUCUCCCCCACCUUUUUUCUCAAAAUCAUGGUGAAAAUCCCAAAAAUUCUUCGUCGUCAUCAUCAUAGAAAAUAAAUUGUGAAUUGCUCGUGGUGAUCAACAAGAGUUUCCCUGGGCUUUUGCUCUGGUGCGGGUGAACGAACCAUCUUCCUCUCUCACUCUCUCUCUCUCUUUCAGUCUCUAUUUCCCACUCGCGGAAUUGAGGUGCAUUAGUAAAAAAAGGCUUUUUUUGUGUGAAUUCAAAAUUUAGUGGUUUUUUCUAGAUCGCGACCACUUUACGAAAUAGUAAAAGAAAAAAAAAAUGAAAUAAUAAACUCAGUGGGUUUGUUUUCAAAAAAAGAAAAAUUGCGCAUAAAUAGAGAAUAACAUCAACACGGUGCAAUUGUAGGUGUAAAAAAAGAGAAACAGUGGAAGAAGACAAGAAACACGCGAGGUGGGAGCCAUGCCGCCCGGGCCAAUCUCUUCUCAAGCUUACAGGAUGAUCCUCGUGAUAACUCUCCAUCUUCGAACUCGGAAUCUAACACUUUGCCUUUCCUAAGGUGAGAAACUGUGGAUUGGAGGGCUGGAAUUCGGCCCCAGGAGUGGCCUGGGGGUUACCCUGGGGACCCGGAAAUUGAGGAAGUGGCUAGGAGAGGUGUCGAGAGGCGGAGGAGAACGCUAUGAACGCCAGCGUUAAUGUCGAGAGGAAUUCCUGGCGGCUACCUCCUGACGAGACCGUCCAGGUCGCCGAUCCACGAUCAAAAUCUGCUCAGGUAAAAGAGGAUCUCACGUAUGGCGAGAGUGGUCACAACUGGCGAAGUAUCAUAUUCUCCCUUUUGGUUAUUGGCAUGAUUAUCGCUGGCAUUGUUACAGCAAUCUACCUCCUUGGAUACGUCGAUGAACUUUUGUAUUGGAGCGGAAAGCGUUUGUCAUUGGAGGACUGUUUACGGGGAGAUCUGACACCACAUAGACUACCACCGACAUGGAUUUCUCACGACAAGUUCGUUUAUCAAGCAGACGAUGGUUCCCUCGCUUUACUGGACACUUCCAAUAACACAGUGUCACUUUUAGUCUCCAACCACACGCUGAGGCAGCUUAAUGUUCAAGGAUACCAGUGCAGUUCUGACUUGCGUUACGUGCUUUUUAAACACAAUGUUAAACCAGUAUUCCGGCACACCUUUACUGCUCAUUACACAGUGUACGAUGUCGCAAACGACCAUCACAUGCCACUUCGCCUUCACACUUUAUCGAAGCUCCAUCAGACACGUCUACAGCAUGCGACCUGGCUUGGGAACACGACAACCCUCCUAAUGAUAUCAGAGAAUGACAUUUAUCUGAGAAUAUCGCCAUCGGCAACGGAGGACGCUCGCUUGACAGACACUGGUGUACCAGGAGUUGUAUAUAAUGGCGUUCCCGAUUGGCUCUAUCAGGAGGAAGUUUUACCAAGACCCGAGGCAAUAUGGUCCAGUCCUGAUGGCUCACAUAUUCUCUUCGCCAGCUUCAAUGAUACCAAAGUCACUGAACUUGAAUUCCCAUGGUUUGGAACGCAAUUCGGACAAAAUGGAUUCGGUGGUAUACCAACGACGGCAACGAAACGUGGCACAUUCCCACCAUCGAGAACAAUAAGAUAUCCAACGCCAGGUUCACCAAAUCCCGAGGUCGAUCUUUGGAUUAUUGACAUUAAUAAUAACACCAAUUUUUCAAAUGUUACCAAUAUUGUGCAACCUAUUAAAAUGAGACUGAAACCACCUCCUGCAUUCGAUGGACAGGAAUAUUAUAUCAUCUCGGCUGGAUGGGUAGGAGAGGAUUCUUCCCAAGUUGCAGUGGUUUGGAUGACAAGGUCGCAGAACUUGUCUGUAGUAUCAGCCUGCCGAGCACCAAAUUGGGAGUGUGAGGAAACUCACACGGAAAGGGCUCCGGAAGGCCAGUGGCUGGACGCUCAACCGCAUCCCGUUUUCGCACCCGAUGGAGACAGUUUCCUGCUCCUGGCAGCUGUACAAGAGGGAAGCCAAGAACACUUCACUCACAUUAAACAUGUCACUCUAACCGAGAAGAGGAUAGCUGUUCUAUCUCAUGGCCGAUACGAGGUCACUGAAAUUCUCUCAUGGGACACCUCAUCACAUUUAGUUUAUUACUUAGGAACCAGGGAAAAUAAACCAGGUCAAAAACAUCUUUAUGUAGUGCGAGAUCCAAAAGCCGAUGAUUCGCGUCAUUCGGAGCCAUUGUGCAUCACUUGUGACCUUGGGGAGGCUCUCUGGAGUAGUCGAUUAUACUACACAAAUUGCACACACUUUGGUGCAUCAGUAAAUCCCCCAGUGGAAGAUAGUGGUCAAGGAUUUUAUGUCCUGCACUGUGAAGGUCCCGGUCUACCUCUUGCUGGUGUUCAUUCUGUAACAACUCACAAAAUGGUACGAGUCCUUUAUGAUACUAGAAUACAACGAGGGGACCGACUAUCACAACUUGCACUUCCAACGAGAAGAAGCUUUGAGAUAACAUUGCCCCAAGGAUGGAGCGCGCAAGUGCAACUAUUGUUGCCACCGUCUUGGAGAGAAGAGCUUCGAGACGCCGCAUUUCCUGUUCUGGUUGAGGUGAAUGGCCGACCCGGUAGUAAAGCGGUCACGGACAAGUUCAGCAUAGACUGGGGUACAUAUAUGUCGAGUCAUAAUGACGUGGUGUACGUCAGACUCGAUGUCCGUGGCGCGCGAGGACAUGAAAAACGAGCCCUCUUCCGAAAGCUCGGCGGUGUCGAAGUUCAAGAUCAAAUUACUGUACUUAGACAUCUUCUUGAGACUCUCAAGUAUUUAGAUGAAUCGAGAGUUGGAGUAUGGGGAUGGGGUUACGGUGGUUAUGUAACUGCAAUGAUGCUUGGCAGUCAGCAGGAGGUUUUUAAAUGUGGAGUCUCUGUCAAUCCAAUUGCCGAUUGGCUCUACUUCAACUCCGCUUUUACGGAACGCGUUUUAGGAGCACCAGCAGAGAAUUUUAAAGGCUAUGUGGAGGCUGAUUUGACGCAACGUGCCAGAUUGGUACCAAGUAAUAGCCUUUAUCUUCUUCACGGCUUAGCCGAUCUUACAGCGCCUUACACGCACGGCGUUGCCUUUGCCAAGGCCAUGUCUGAGGCAGGAGUGAUCUUCAGAUAUCAGAGUUACGCUGACGAAGAUCAUGCCCUGUCAGGUGUGCUCGAGCACGCCUAUCGUUCCAUGGAGGAUUUCCUAGCAACUUGCCUCGUUCUGGAUCCCUCCUAGUGCCUCAAAACCCAUUACUUCCUCGUUAUCGACGCCGCACAUUUUGCUUCUAAUAAAAUAUGAUCAAAUAAAAGAAAAAAAAAGAACUCCAACAAAAGCGUCGCCAAUAGGAACCGCCACGCGGAAGAAACGAUGGGAUGAAGAAUCGUGAUUUUAAUGAAUUGUCGACAUGAGAAACGUAUAAUAAUAAUAAUAUUAAUAAUAAAAAAUAAUAUUAAAAAUCGAACUUGCACCUUCCAAGUUUCUUCUAGAUUUAUUUGAUAAGUAAAAUUAAGGUCGUUUGUUGUUAAUGCAAAUCAAAUUGAUAAAGAAAAAGAGUGUGAAUGAAUUUAGAGAAAGAGAUGAAAAAAGAUUAAAAGAGAAAUAAAAACGAGAAUAACGUGUGUGUGCCUGCGAAAGAAAUUUGAAAAAAAUAUAUCUGAGGAUCACUUUAGUUGCGAAAAAAAAUUAAUUCUUACGAAAACAGAGUAAAACCAACAAAUAAUCGAAAAAAAA